Messenger RNA from Alternaria alternata, 584 nucleotides. RefSeq names its product beta-roll. Lineage: Eukaryota; Fungi; Ascomycota; Dothideomycetes; Pleosporales; Pleosporaceae. Gene Ontology annotation, molecular function: calcium ion binding. The record is from RefSeq and is a predicted model, not a curated record. The annotation marks the transcript as partial. The transcript has a single exon.
AGAACCUGACCUUAACGGGGUCUGAUGCGAUCGACGGGACAGGGAAUGUUCUGGGCAAUAAGAUUUAUGGGAACACUUCGGCAAAUAUGCUCUCCGGAGGAGAUGGCAAUGAUUAUCUCUCCGGCGACGAGGGCGCUGACUCCCUGAACGGCGGAACCGGGAAUGAUACACUGGUUGGCGGCACGGGGAGGGACACCUAUAUCUUCCACAGGAUGGAUGGAAAAGAUACCAUCACUGAAACCGCAGGCCAUGUCGGAGAUAUGGAUACAGUGACAAUGACAGAUGGUAUCUCAGAAACAGAACCGGUUAUCGUCAAGCAAAAAAAAGAUCUGUACCUGUUUAUCGAUGCCAACAAUUACAUGAAAGUGGCGGGUCAGUUUUGUCAACCCAAUUACGGAAUGGAGCGACUCGAAGUGACCGACGGCUACUACGUAACGAGGGCGGAUAUCGAAAAUAUCAUCAACACGAUGAGCAGCAUUAACGAUGAUCCGGGUCUGGACGUCAUUCAGAAGUUCAAUGCCAUGCGGGUUGACCAUACCUACAUCAACACUUUGGCCCAGAGCUGGCACCAGCCUGGGGCCUGA